AGUUGAAAUGUUAAAUGAAGUACAGAAAAUGAAAAAAGGCUCAGAAAUUAAUCUCUCGGCUCUUGCAAAGAAAUACAAAAUUGAUGGAUUAAACGGUAAUAUGGUUGUCCGUGAGUUCUUGGAACAAAAUAAUGUUGAUAUAACCGCCUUUAGUAGUACUAAACUUAAUAAAACUAGAGUAAGAAGAAAACUCAAUAAACUAUCAGGCAGUGGAAUAUCUGUGCCAAUCCCACGUUCAUUUAAAAAUAUUAAAGAAGAUUUAAAUCAAAAUAUCACUUCUGGAAAAUACAUAUUAGGAACAUUGAUUGAACCUAAAAAAUAUUCAUCAAUUUCUACAGAUAAACAUGGAAAAAUAGAAAUUUCCAAAUCUUCUAUUUCAGGUAGAAAGAUUUCAUUGCAUGAAUUACGCAAAAAGAUUUUUGAAAAUCAUAUAUCGCAAAAAAAUUAUUCGAGAAAAUCCGACAGGAAUAUAUAGCAGAAAUUUGAUAAUUUGGUCUGAUCAUGCUUCAAUUUUAAACUCGGGUCACUUAUUACUCACUGUCAAACCAAUUUAUGAUGAUGAACUGUACUAUAAUGAUAAGGAAAUGUUUGACAAAACUGGUAACCAUUACAAUGUCCAAGAGUUGGUGGAAACUCCUCAUUUGUACAUAUUUGGAUGCAUAAAUGACACAAUUGCAGGGAAACUGUUUUAUGUAGAGUCUAGAUUAGAAGAUAUUAAAGAUUUGCAUAUUCCCAUAAAAAUUAACGGAAAAGAAAUUCAUGACGUCUUAAGAUUUUUUCACGGUAUUAAUUCUAAAAUGUAGUCACUUUUUACAUGACGGAAAGCAAAAUGGCGAGGAGAGAGAAUGGGGGAAUUUUAUUCAAGAUGUAGAAUCUUAAAUGAAAUUUGAACUUGGCAGUUUUUUUAAAAUUAAGAUUUUAAUUUUACUGCAUUUUUUAUGUAUAUCCACAAAAAUGAAGAAUUAUGAUUUUUUCAGAGAUAUUUUGCUUAAUUUAACUUUUCCAGGGAAAAAAAUUCGGGUAACGAUAAAUAUGAAAAACAGUACUUAAAAUUCAACCCUGUUAUCAGUUGUACUUUAAUGUAAAUUUAGACAUGAAAUGUUGAAAAAAGUUUUUUUU
This is a messenger RNA of Hydra vulgaris (swiftwater hydra), 1119 nucleotides long. NCBI's taxonomy places the organism in Eukaryota, Metazoa, Cnidaria, Hydrozoa, Anthoathecata, Hydridae. The record is from RefSeq and is a predicted model, not a curated record.